UGAUGAAUAGGACCGGGAGUCCUGAGACAGUGUGGUUUGAGCUGUCAUUAAUUGGCCAUGUGACCUCGGCCAGUUUCUUCCUCUGAAGCCGGAGGCUACAAUGAGGGGUGGCUGGAGCCUUUUUAUAUUUAUGUUUCUGCAUUCUCAUGCUGUUAGGCUGGAUCUCACCAUUUCCAGUUGUCUACACCUGACGUGUCACAUGAGUUUGCCUGCCUGGCCCCUGCAGAUGUUUGAUUCUGCUAGGUCUUGACUCUGCUAACAGGACUCCCCGUGUGGUUUUGAGCUUGGACCUCAGCAGCACAAGGAGAUGUAGCUCAGCGGCUGGUACCGGGAAGCGUAUGGACAGGUCUGCGUCACGGCAUUUAGUGCUCUGGAGCUGUCUGAGUUGCAUGGGAAGUGACUGUUCCUUAAUGCUUGGCAGUAUUUGCCUGGGAAGCCACCUGGGCCCCCGUGCAUUUUUAAAUGAAAGGUGCUAAGAGAUGGCGCUUGUGGGGCUCAGCUCUGCCUGAGAAUCGGGCGCUCCAGGCACUGAAGAGCCAGCCCUGAUCCUGGGCUGCCCGCUUGAACACGCCUUCACCUCCAGCCACUCCCGUCCACUGGCCAGACCACUUGUGUUCUCUUAAUGAUGGGUAUCGGCAAGAACACGACAUCCAAAUCCAUGGAGGCGGGGAGUUCCACCGAAGGCAAAUAUGAAGACGAAGCGAAGCACCCCGCCUUCUUCACCCUCCCGGUGGUGAUAAAUGGAGGUGCCACAUCGAGUGGUGAACAGGACAAUGAAGACACAGAGCUCAUGGCAAUCUAUACAACGGAAAACGGCAUCGCAGAAAAGAGCUCUCUCGCCGAGACCUUGGAUAGCACUGGCAGUCUAGACCCCCAGAGAUCGGACAUGAUUUACACCAUAGAAGAUGUUCCUCCCUGGUACCUCUGCAUAUUUCUGGGGUUGCAGCACUACCUGACCUGCUUCAGUGGCACGAUCGCGGUGCCCUUCCUGCUGGCCGACGCCAUGUGCGUGGGCUACGACCAGUGGGCCACCAGCCAGCUCAUCGGGACCAUUUUCUUCUGCGUGGGAAUCACAACAUUGCUGCAGACAACGUUUGGAUGCAGGUUACCCCUGUUUCAGGCCAGUGCUUUUGCAUUUCUGGCCCCUGCUCGAGCCAUCCUGUCUUUAGAUAAAUGGAAAUGUAACACCACAGAUGUUUCAGUUGCCAAUGGGACAGCAGAACUGUUACACACAGAACACAUCUGGUAUCCCCGGAUACGCGAGAUCCAGGGAGCCAUCAUCAUGUCAUCAUUGAUAGAAGUGGUCAUCGGCCUCCUGGGCCUGCCUGGGGCUCUGCUGAAAUACAUCGGUCCCCUGACCAUUACGCCCACGGUGGCCCUCAUUGGCCUCUCUGGUUUCCAGGCAGCGGGAGAGAGAGCGGGGAAGCACUGGGGCAUCGCCAUGCUGACAAUUUUCCUAGUAUUACUGUUUUCUCAAUAUGCCAGAAAUGUUAAAUUUCCUCUCCCAAUUUACAAAUCCAAGAAAGGAUGGACUGCAUACAAGUUACAGCUUUUCAAAAUGUUCCCUAUCAUCCUGGCCAUCCUUGUGUCCUGGCUGCUCUGCUUCAUCUUCACGGUGACUGAUGUCUUCCCUCCUGACAGCACGAAGUACGGCUUCUAUGCUCGGACGGAUGCCAGGCAGGGCGUGCUCCUGGUAGCCCCGUGGUUUAAGGUCCCAUACCCAUUCCAGUGGGGACUGCCCACCGUCUCAGCGGCUGGUGUCAUCGGCAUGCUCAGCGCGGUGGUUGCCAGCAUUAUCGAGUCCAUCGGGGACUACUACGCCUGUGCGAGGCUGUCCUGUGCCCCACCGCCGCCCAUCCAUGCCAUAAACAGGGGGAUUUUCGUGGAGGGUCUCUCCUGUGUUCUCGAUGGCAUAUUUGGUACUGGGAAUGGCUCUACUUCAUCCAGUCCCAACAUUGGAGUUUUGGGAAUUACUAAGGUUGGCAGUCGCCGGGUGAUCCAGUACGGUGCAGCCCUCAUGCUUGCCUUGGGCACGAUCGGAAAGUUCAGCGCCCUCUUCGCGUCCCUUCCGGAUCCUGUGCUUGGGGCCCUCUUCUGUACUCUCUUUGGAAUGAUCACAGCUGUUGGACUCUCGAACCUACAGUUCAUCGAUUUAAAUUCUUCCCGGAACCUCUUUGUGCUUGGAUUUUCAAUCUUCUUUGGGCUCGUCCUUCCAAGUUACCUCAGACAGAACCCUCUCGUCACAGGGAUAUCAGGAAUCGAUCAAGUAUUGAACGUUCUUCUCACAACUGCUAUGUUUGUAGGAGGCUGUGUGGCUUUCAUUUUGGAUAACACCAUCCCAGGUACUCCAGAGGAAAGAGGAAUCAGGAAGUGGAAGAAGGGCGUGGGUAAAGGGAGCAAGUCACUUGAUGGCAUGGAAUCGUACGAUUUGCCAUUUGGCAUGAACGUUAUUAAAAAAUACAGAUGCUUCAGCUACUUACCCAUCAGCCCGACCUUUGUGGGCUACAACUGGAAAGGCCUCGGGAAGAGCGCUAACAGCCGAAGUUCAGAUGAGGACUCACAGGCCACGGUAUAGCCAUAGCUCGCCCUGUGGCCCGGCCGCAGUGAGGCAUGAAUCUGUAGUUCCUUGCUGAAUAACAAGCGGUAACAUAUAUGUUUGUAUAUCUGCAUUUACAUUCUGCACCCCAGAGCUAAGACAGAUUACAAAUAGCUUUUUUGUUGUGGGUGGUGACUGUGUCUGAUAUGGUGUCUCACCUGUCUCCUUAUUUAAGCCCUGACCCCUUGCCCUUGAGAGCAUCCAUUGCUGGCCAUAGUCACUGAACUUGAAGUUCCCGUUCUCCUGUGGGAGUGGAUGUUUGAAACCCGCAGCGAUUUCUGGUUUUCAGUCCCCUUCCAGCACCCCGUGCUAGCUUUCCUACAAGCUGCCUCCAGGGUCCAGGGGCCUUCUGUCCCAGAAGCACCUGAACUGGCUUUUUUUUUUUGCUUGACCUUGGCCUGAACUGCAGAGACCGCCUCUGGUCAAGGGGCACCAGUAUCCUCGCAGUCACAACUGACGGGUCAAGUGUCAUUCUGUGUUCCCUGAUACUCCUGUAGGAGGAUGCUGUUGACCUGAUUGAAAACAGUGACAUGGUUACCCUGUGUCCAGAUCUGUGCAUGAGUAAAGUCUGUACAGAUAUUAUCAGGAUGGAAAUCUGGGGGCUUAGAGGGGAGGGGAAAGUACCUUGAAAUCAGUAUCUGAUUUUCAACUGCUCUUUCUUGGUGCCACCCAGAUCCAGGCCGGGUCGGCACAUUUCGUACCGGCCUUACUGUCACUGGUAGCUGAGACACUCUAUCUGGCAUUUGUCACUCCUGGCUGGUAUGAUGGGUAUAGAGUGCCACACAAGGGCACCAAGCAGAUGUUUAUGGGAGUCUUAGCUCUGCUGUCACGUGGAUGUCAGUUAUUGUCAUGCGUGUCUAUAAUUACAAGAUUUUAUUCCUAUUUAAUGUUAUUGACUAUAGCAGAUUUUUGAAAUCAGUGUUUUUCCAUGUGCUCCUCUUACCUUGCAUCCCUAUUACUUCUCGCCCACCCCCCCCACCCCCUAUUAAGAAAAGAACCAGCAUUUGUAAAGCUGUGGACACCAUCAGGGAAGCUUAUUGUCAUGGCUUUUGAAGGCCAGUAACCAUUGUUGUGGUUGUGUUUUGUAUUGCUUGAUACCACGAAAGUGUAAAUACUGUAAUGCCUAAUCUAUUUAUCAAAACUGACUACUGGACCAGAGCCCAGAAACCAUGGGUUAAGUUAUACGUGAAUUUGUUUUGUGAAGAAGGGAAGCUGGGGCAGGUAACAAACAGAGCCGUCAUAUUGAAUGGUCUGGUAUCCUGAUAAAUUCAUCACAUGCAGUUCUAGUGCAAGUCAUUUCUGGCAGUUAAGGCUUAAGGAGAUUUUCUGUGGGUUGCCAUAUUGCAUGUCCGCUGAAUCCUGAUUUUGCAGAGGGGGAGAUUAGAUCCCCUGGCCAAAUGCUGCCUUUCUUGUUUAAGUUAUUGCAGAAGGUGGUGAGAAAAGCAGCUCGCAGGCCUUCUCUGUUGAGUUCUAAUUAAUAACACUAAAUUGUUUCUAAAAAAAAAAAAAUGACUUCAGUUGAAUUUGGUUUGAAAUUUUUCAGCCAAAGGAAAAGCCUCACUUCAUGAGGUUGUGCUUCUAAGUAUUCGUUGACCUGGUUGAGUCUUAGGUGGCAGUGGGCAUUCCUGUCUCCAACAGCAGAGCAUGGUUCUCGGCAGCCUUGUGUCCACACGGUACAUUUCCUGCCCCCAAAGCUGGCUCUGCUUCACUGCAUUGGGAUGUCUUUGGCAGCAUUAUUGUGUCACUAUAGCCUCCUCAACUCUUGGAAAGGUUGGGACCUCAAGGCUUAUUCCAGCAAGAAUACUUCAGAGUCACUGCAUUGUUUUGCCAAGAUCUUAUUGUAGAUUAAGUAAAAAAUUUAGAUUCUAAAUUACAUUUAAUUUUGUAUGUCAUGUUUUUUUUAAAUUGUAUGUGAUGCAUAAUUACUUUAGAAGCACACUGGUUAACGGUUUUCAUCUCUUCAACUUGAUAAGCCCUCGAGACUGACAGCCCUCUUAUGCUGAUUGCUCUCAGUUACUUCUAUGUGUAUUUUGCUCAGCAUCUCCAAUUUCUCUACUUUGAAAAAUGGGGAAAACUGUUAAACAUCCCAGGGAUUUGCACUAUUCCAGCUCUAGGUGAGCAGAAGGACCAAAUAUCCAAGAAAAGCAUCUGAACCAUUGGUAAUUCAGGAACAAGUUCCCUUCAAUUUAACUUGAGGGCAUUUUCCCUCCCAGUGAGUAAGCACUCAGUAUGUGCUUCGAAUGUCCAGAAACCCACUCCCUUCUGAAACCCCUCCUUGGGCCAGGUUUUAUUGGAAGGUUUCAAAUCUGCAGGUCCCCGCGGUAUGUCUUCUGCAAGUAUUCAAAUGUGGUGGGAAGCCCUGUACCAACACCUCCUAUUGGAAAGAGGGUUGUCACCCUUCUUGUUCUAUUGGGGCCAACUUUAGAUUCUCUGUCCGAGGGUGGGGAAGGGGGCAGCAGGUGGGGAGGAAAGAGGGCAGCCUGACUAGAGGCCCCAUUGAAUCUGGUACUUUCUACACAAUCUGUGAAACUCACUUUCGCUCGAGGGAUUGGAGUCUCAUAAUAACUAAUAAAUCUUGCACGUGCAGCACACACCAACCAUUUUAGGAGGUGAUCCUCCUGCCAGCAAAUAUGCUACAAAAUGAGUCUAAUUGAAAGAAAAAUGUGUUCAUCUGCUCCUUGGGGUUAAGCACACACCUGAAGGGGGAGGUUUUGGGGGACACAGUGGCCAUGCAUGGUCUGUGCCUGUAACACUUCCCGCUUACAUUGUUGGCCUGCACUGGUGGGGCUGCAUACCCACCGUGCUUUGUUUGGCUAAGAGAAUGUGUUAAGAUAUUAUGGAUGUAAAUAUCCUUGGGCAGGGCAUUCAGCCUCCAGUUUCCACAGCAACCACGUACCCACAAUCCUCACAUUUACCUUGGUGAUCCCGAUGUGGAAAGUAGAAAGUAUGAGGAUGGUAGAUGUUGCCCAUAUCACAGUGGGGGGCAAGGGAGACCCCACCACUGGUUUUGAUAAAAUAUGUAACAUGGUUCACAGAAUUAUGGGAAAUGGUUCCAGUCUUUGUAAGCAACUUUUAUUCUCCUUCUCAUUAGGGAAUUCAACUUAAAUUCAUUGCUACUGAAUCUUUCUUAAGAGAAUUUCAAAUGUUAACUUUUAGUAAGUUUCUUGUGAUUGAUCAGGGCAGGAAAAGUGGCUUAACCAGGCCAGCUAGAAUGAAGCAUCAUGGGUCCUAAUGGUUUCCCGUUUUCAUGGUAACAAAUUCACACACAGGAUUUGCUUUAUACUGUAGAAUACUGACUUUCAUGAUGACACUUUGGUUUAUGCAUGAAUAUUGCAGUAUUUCCAUAUAAUAAGAUAACAUUUCUACCCAGGAUAAUAGUCACAGUUUUCCAGGGAGGGAAUGGUAUAAUUUUCAUGACAAUGUCAUGUGAUGAUAGAAUUUCUCCAUUGAUGAAUCUCUAGUAUGUGUGUAUACUUUAUUUACCCCUGCGUAUAUCUUAUGACCGUGAGCUAAGUUGUUAUUUCUUUAAUUCGUGUCCCUGCUGAAAUAUUGUUACUAGCAACUUAGACUUGAAGUUGGCAACUACAAUCUUCCAUAAUACUGAUGCCACAAGAGUGGCCAGGCCAGAUAAAAGGUGAAUAAGGAAGGAGCUGUGGCGGAGGCCUCAUUCCAGAACCUGUCUGGUGUGAGGAGAGGCAGCUUCCUGCAGGCGGCUGUGUUGCAUACACUCGGCUGCAGACACCAGGCCCAAUGUGGCUGUCGCUGGACGCCUGGUGUGCACACCCAGCCACGCCCACUGGAUACCAUGGUAGUGUGCUGCACAUGUGCCUCGGCUUGCACAGGGCCCAGCGAGCUGCCCCUUGGCUUUAGAGAAGAGCCUGGGGUCUCUCAUUUUGUGCAUGUUGUGCUCUGUCCCUUUAUAGUUUGGACACAGAACAGGACAUCUCCCACCCUCCACCCCUCCUGCAGUCACAACCGGAGUGGUACGAGAAGGCCGCCCAUCUUUGCCAGCGUUCAGCUUCUGCCCGUGGACUCGUAAAGCACGUUAGCACUGGGGAUCCCCUUUCAGCAGCCUCACACAUUCCUGUCCUUGUAGGUUGUUCUAGACUGUGCCUCGUCAUCGCUCUCCGUGAGUAACCUCCAGCGUCCUUACAAUUGCUGUGUGUCCCCUGGCACUUAGGACGCCCUGACCAGCGUUGCCACCUUACUGACAGUUCAAGUGAUACCCUUUUUUGUUCAUUCAUAACAACCUUUGUUUGACAUGUUAAUACAUUUCUAACUGUUCUUAAAACAGUGGGGAUGCUUAUGUUUUCCUUGAGUUUUGGUGACUGACUUGGGCUAUCUACCUUUCUGGGAUUUUGUUUGUUUUUAUUUCGCAUACCGAGGGUAUUUGGGGUGGGGUAAUUCUUUUACGGAGUUUUUAAAAAAUUUUCAUAUUGUUUUUCUAACAUGGCUUCAUUAAACGUUUAAGUAUUUUAAAAAUAUGUAAUAUUUGGACCAGAUGUUGUGAAUAAUAGUAGAGAUAAAGCUAUUUUAUUCUGUAUUUUUAAAACUGUUCCGUAUAAAUAAAAGCUCUCCUGGACGCA
This is a messenger RNA of Diceros bicornis minor, 7182 nucleotides long. It is a transcript of the gene SLC23A2, whose product is annotated as solute carrier family 23 member 2. Gene Ontology annotation, molecular function: transmembrane transporter activity. The record is from RefSeq and is a predicted model, not a curated record. NCBI's taxonomy places the organism in Eukaryota, Metazoa, Chordata, Mammalia, Perissodactyla, Rhinocerotidae. The coding region runs from base 623 to 2575 and encodes 650 amino acids. Gene Ontology annotation, biological process: L-ascorbic acid metabolic process; transmembrane transport. The transcript is spliced from 18 exons. Gene Ontology annotation, cellular component: membrane.